AUGAAGAGCAUUUCUUCCUUCUCCCUGCUUCUCAUUUGCCUGGCUGCACUGCAGCUCCACGCCAAUGCCUCUCAGGAGGCCCAGCUGAGAGAGUUCAUCUCGUCUAGGAAGAACAGCGACAGCACCGACACGUUCAAAGUGCGCAACAUAGCUGACAGGUUUGCCGGCAGCCUGAGCGCGGAGAGCUCUGUCUCUGACCAGAGCUCCAUGAAGGCGGCCGACAUGAUCACGGCGUUGCCCGGGCAGCCGGAGGGCGUUGACUUCAACCAGUACGGCGGGUACGUGACCGUCGACGAGGAGAACGGCCGCGCGCUCUUCUACUACCUCGUCGAAUCGCCCUCUGGUGCCUCGGACAAGCCACUCGUGCUGUGGCUCAACGGAGGGCCAGGAUGCUCGUCGCUAGGCUACGGGGCAAUGCAGGAGCUCGGCCCCUUCCGUGUGACCGAGGACAACAAAACCCUCAGCAGAAACAUGAACGCCUGGAACAACGUGGCUAACGUGAUCUUCCUCGAGUCACCGGCUGGUGUGGGAUUCUCUUAUUCAAACACGACUGCGGACUACGAUCUCAGUGGAGACGAGAGAACCGCCGACGACGCCUACGUCUUUCUGGUGAAAUGGCUGGAGAGGUUCCCCGAGUACAAGGGCCGCGUCUUCUACAUCUCCGGGGAGAGCUUCGCCGGCCACUACGUGCCGGAGCUCGCCGCCACCAUCCUGCUCCACAACACAUACAACAACAGAACGAUCAUAAACCUUCAGGGCAUCCUGGUUGGAAAUCCGUACCUUGAUGCCAACAGGAACAUUAAGGGGGCGAUCAACUACUACUGGACCCAUGCGGUGAUGUCCGACGAGGUCUACGCCAAUAUCACCAAGAACUGCGACUUCGACAGCGUGGAUGGUACGUUUACGAACGCCGCAUGCAAUGGCGCCGUUGACGGGUUCAGCGCUGGCAACAUCGAUGGCUACGACAUAUACGCUCCAGUUUGCAUUGACGAGCCCAAUGGAGGGUACCACCCCAGUGGCUACUUACCUGGGUAUGAUCCCUGCAGUGAUUAUCCUACUCAUGCCUACCUCAAUGAUCCAGCGGUGCAGAUGGCUUUCCACGCUAGAAUGACCAAGUGGACAGGGUGCACAAACUUGAACUGGAAAGAUGCGCCAAUGUCUAUGCUGCCAACCAUCAAAUGGUUGAUCGAAAGCAAGCUUUCGAUUUGGAUAUUCAGUGGUGAUUUUGAUACUGUGUGCUCGCUUCCGGGGACGAGGUAUUCCAUCCAGGACCUUGGCCUCUCUGUGACCACCCCAUGGCGUCCAUGGACAGCGAAGGAGGAGGUGGGAGGCUAUGUUCAGCAGUACGCGGGGGGAUUCACAUUCCUCUCCGUGAGGGGAGCUGGCCAUCUGGUUCCAUCCUUCCAACCUGAGAGGGCAUUGGUGAUGUUGAGCUCCUUCCUGAAUGGGAUGCUCCCACCUUACGUAGAGCAGCAGUGAUUCUUGACAGCCAUAAAACUCCAUCCAUGAGAGGUCUUCGUUAGCUCCAAGCUUGAUGACAAGUGCUGUGGAUGAAGUUGCAAUAGUUUUUUAAUAUUUUUUAAUGUUCAUUUGCUUAGCGUGUGGCUUAAUAUUUACUUGUAUCCGGUUACUGUUGAGAAUGGUUUGUCCUAGUGGACAUGGAUUUCCUUUCAACGAAUUUAUGACAAGAUCUUAAAUAAUGAUAAA
Triticum aestivum (bread wheat) is the source of this 1707-nucleotide messenger RNA. Its product is annotated as serine carboxypeptidase 1-like. The coding region runs from base 1 to 1479 and encodes 492 amino acids. Gene Ontology annotation, biological process: proteolysis. The transcript is spliced from 8 exons. Gene Ontology annotation, cellular component: vacuole. Gene Ontology annotation, molecular function: serine-type carboxypeptidase activity. Lineage: Eukaryota; Viridiplantae; Streptophyta; Magnoliopsida; Poales; Poaceae. The record is from RefSeq and is a predicted model, not a curated record.